This is a messenger RNA of Hyalella azteca, 6269 nucleotides long. Its product is annotated as FHF complex subunit HOOK interacting protein 1A. The transcript has 18 exons. NCBI's taxonomy places the organism in Eukaryota, Metazoa, Arthropoda, Malacostraca, Amphipoda, Hyalellidae. The coding region runs from base 44 to 3952 and encodes 1302 amino acids. The record is from RefSeq and is a predicted model, not a curated record.
CAGCCUGUGGUGAUGUUAGACAUAUGGAAAAUCAAGUAUCACAAUGAGUGUAGCUGCUGGAGACAAAUUUGACAAUAGUGGUAAAAAUGGCAGCUCAAUGGGUGACUGGCUGCGAAAUUCUGUGGCCAGGUCUUCAUUUGGUAGAAGAGCUGUUACUGCCACCAGUGCUGCUGCAGCUAUUGCAGCUUCAAGUUGGGCAGGUGUGGGGGCUGAAUUGGAUCAUGUUGACCCUUCAGCAGCAUACCAUACCUUCAGCAAACAUUGGCAGCAGACAGUUGAAAUCAUGGAUCGAACUGCUUUCAAACAAGAGGUGUUUCAAGAUGACGUCACAGCGGUCAUUAAUCACCUGCGCCAGAUGAUCACUUUGCUGCAAGUGGACAUCAGACAAAUCAUGACUAAAGACCAACCUUAUCCACUGGAUGACAGAAGAUCAUCAGAUAUCUGCUCAAUAGAAUCAUCAAACAUCACUGCUGGUGACUCCAACCCUGCACUGCCUAGAGCUGCCAGCAAGAAGCCUUAUGUGUCGUCAUCAUCAGCCACUCCCCUCGACCCACCACCCACACCAAUUUUUGACCAUUUUUUAGGAGAAGAAAUUUUAGACAAAAUUUUGGAAUGGAGUCUUGGGACGGGAGAGUUUACUAAUUCUCUUAAGCUGGAGCAGUUGCGGAUCCACGAGGUUCUACUGAGUCAGUCUCGCCAGGAGCUGCUGGUGUACAAGCCUGUCAUACGGCCUCUUAUUCGUCUCCUUGACUCAUGUCUUACAUGCAUACCUGUUGAGGUGGAGAGGCAACUUGUACUGCUGCUGAACCAGCUGUGUGCUUCCCUGCUGCACAACCAGCAGCUGCUGCACUUCUUCUUCCUGUCGUCCCCAGACGAGCAAGGCGAUGCAAAAUUUUUGAUAUUCUCUCUGCUGCUGCCGUUCGUGCACCGGGAAGGAGACCUCGGGCAGCAAGCGCGUGACGCCCUCCUGCUGUGCAUGGCGCUGAGCAACACCAACCCUCCCGUCGGCCAGUACAUCGCCGACACCUCCAAUUUUUGUCCGCUGCUCGCUGCUGGCAUGUGCGGUCUGUACUCAACACUGCCACGGACGCUGCCAUCUGCCGUCGCGGGGAGCGACGACUGGCACGGCAUCUCUGCCACCCACGUCCCCCUCAUCCCCAACCUGCAGGCCUUCCUCAACGCCCUCGAGUUCUGCAACGCUGUCGUACAGGUUGGGCACUCGGUGGUACGCAACGAACUGGUGGAGCUCGUGUACCAAGGCUUCCUGGUGCUGGUACUGGGACCUGCACUGCAUCAGGAUGGCGCCGUGAGUGAGCUGCAGCAGGACUUGGCCGCCCCUCCGGUGAACAUCGAGGAGGUGGUGACGGCGACAGCGUACGUGGACCUCUUCCUGAGCUACGCCACGGAGCCGCAGCUACGCAGGGCCUUCCUGGCCUUCUUGCUGACUUCCCCACCUCCCCGUGGGGACCUGGGAGAGGGGGAAGAGGAGCAUAGGCGGGGCAUGAGGGACCCUCCCAUCAUCACCACACUCAUAUCUAGGAUACACUCCGACAACCAUCGGGUGUGCAUGGUGACGCUGCAGUUGUUCAUGCGCAUUAUCGACUGUUGGUGCGAGGACGCGAUGCUGGUGUUGGUGCUGCAGUACCUCGUUAGUGGCAGCCACGUGAUGGUGUCACACAGACACUCCACCACGCAACACACGCCCCUACACGACGCACACAGAAUACUCGAACUCAUGCCUGCCGUACUAAAGCACGAGGAGGAGUGCGGUCUGUGUGGGGACGCGGCGGGGUCCUGUGAGGUGGCGAGCUGUCACCUGGCGCCCUACACAAGCUUCCUGCAUGAGGCGCGCCACAGGAUCUGCCACGUGGCUGAGGCCUGCAGGAAGUGGACGUGGCGCUACGAUGGCGUGUCCCCGCCGCCCUCGCAAGCUAUGGAGAUGUUGGAGGCCGCCAGAGCUGUCCAGCCUCUGCCUUACCCCAAGCCCAGGUCUGAGUCUGACCCCACCAACUCCAGCACCUCCCAACACACGCACAAUCCUCUCCUGAUGGGCGUAACCAGCGCCCAGAGAAGACCUAGUCUGCCGUUGGGAAUGUCAAUGAAGGCUCCCGUAUUGGCUGUAUCAGCCACCACCAGCGCCCCUUCCUCUAACACUGCCAGCACCUACAAUCCUAGCAGCAACACUGUCAGCAGCAACUCGUCCAAGUCCUGUAAAAGCGUGAGCAGGAGAGCACUAGGAUUAACUCUGUCACAUCCUUCAGUCCUUAACCUCAGUCACGACGACGACCAGCCUGAGUCUUUGGGUGAGAGCAGCGGCUACGAGAGCUUCAAUUUGCGGACGUCGCGCGACUCCUCUCCUUGUUCCCUGCCAGGCUCCCCCCGCGCAUCUCACACCAACCAGCGCCCCGCGUCCUCAUCCUCCCCAGUCACCGCAGCCACGGACCUCGACGAGCAGUUUCUGGAGGAGCUCAUGGCGUGGCAUGUAUACGAGCACUCUGAUGAAACCCGCUAUAAUGAGGCCCACUCUAGUGAGGCCCACUCUAGCGAGGCACACUCAAGUGAGUCACACUCUUGCGAGGUCCCUCAAAUCUCAGACCCUGGCCACAAGCCUGAUUGUUUCAGUCGCGGCAGUAAUAAUCAUAAAGAAGAGGCACAACAGAAGGACAAUAGACAAGCGCUGGAGGAAGCCAUGAGACAAAUAGACGAGGCUUAUGCCGCCUACAGUCACGUCAUUCCUGCACAUACGGCAUCGCAGGACUCAGACUGUGAUGAUGUGAACUGGGACGAGCCUGCAUGGAGCAGUCCCCCCUCCCCUCCUACGUCUCCUCUCCCUCCCCACGCUCGCCCCACAAUUGGUCCGUUCCUGGAGGCGGUCAUGGAGCGGGUGGAAGACGUGCUGAGCUCCCCCGUGCCGGUAGCGGAGCUGCUCUUCAGUCUGCUGGUCCGCCUCGCUUCUUGCCCUGCCCCCAUCCUGACCACGCUGCUGCUCCACCCCUCCAUACUCUGCCAGCCUGCCGUGCGCUCUCUCUACCAGGUGCUGAGCGCCCUGAAGCAGCGUAUCGACGCGCUCCUCUCAGAGGACGACGCGUACCUGCUGUCGGACGCCCGCGCCUGGUUCACCGCCAAGCAGAGCCCUCCUGCCGCUGGCCUGGCGUGUGGCGCCCCCGCGGUCGGCCAGUCCCCCGCUAUGGUGGGACCUCAGCGUCCCUCUCAAGCUGCGCCCGUUACCGUCCUCGCCUCCUCCUUCUCCCUCGACGCGUUCAGAGACUCUGGCAAGAAGCGCAGCCUGACAGCAGCCGUGACAGGAGCCGUAGGGGCGCUCUUCAAGAAAGGGUUCUCCACCCAGCAGCCUGAGGCGCGGCCACCAGCCCUCCAGCACCUGCCCAACAACCAAGGCUACAAGUUUUACAGACAACCCUCCGACAGCAGCAACCCAAGCCUGUCUCCCCAACCUUCACUCCUGGCAGACUCUUCCCCUUCGUCUUCCCUCACUACGUCCCCAGCCAUGCCCCACCUCGACCCCUCGUCAAAUUCCUCUUCUUCCCAGUCCAUGUUCUACACGUCCUCCGUCCUGGACACCUCGUCGUCUCUGCCAGGCUUAUACGGCGGGGCGUCUCACGAGACAGAGACGUCCUCGGCAUCUCUGGGCGCGGUGCUCUACACUUCCAAUGAAUUCGCCUCUAUAGCGCGCCAGAAGCAAGCUGUGCAGAGACAAACUGUGCACUCCUUCAACCCUGAGAAAGUGCACGCCGCGCGCUGUGCAAUUCUGCUGCGCCAGCUGCUGCUCGAUCUCAGUGCGCUAGCACAGGAACACGCUGUGUAUUGCCCCCAAAUGAUCUUUGACUUCAACGCUAAAAACAUUGAUUUAGGCUCCAGAAAAACAGAUUUGGGCAAGAAAAAUCUUGAUUGUAACUCUAGAAACGCUGCAAGUGCUUCCAAGGACCUGUCAUGACAGAGCAGUUGGCUCGAACAAAGUACUUCAUAACGCGUCACCGUGUGUGUGUCUAGCUCAUUUCUGACAUCAAACAUUACUAUUGACCCCACGAUUUUAAUGAUUAGUUUAACGCUCUGUGAUUGGUUUUAUUUGUGCUUUCUUCGUAGCUGCUCGACUUGGUAGUGCAUGUGGUUGUUUAUUAUUGAUUUGCACUGAAAGACAUUUUAUGAUAGUAUUUAAUUGGUUUUAUCUUUAUAUAUAUAUAAACAUAUUUAUACUUGAUUUGUCUACAAUUAUUUAUUAUAUUCUCCAGCGAUCUUUUAAAUGGUUUCCUUUUAUUAAAUUUCAUUUCGUGAUCUGUUCCCCUUUGCAGUUACAUUUCACUUGUUUAAAACUUCCACGUUUUCGCUGCUCUCUUAUUCGGAUUUAUUAUGUCAAUUUCGCACGUGAAAUUCUAAGUGCAGUAUGUUUACUCUUGGGCGCAGCUGCCGAUAUACCCAUAGUCUUUUAUUCAAGCUAAGGUACCCUAUUUUUGUAUCUCUAACCUCAAACUUACGUUGCGCUUACGUCACCAAAUUGAUUGCUGAUUCUCCGACUCGUUCUUCAUUGUAUAUAACAAAGAUCUUUCUUUGUUUUGUGGAUACGAUAUGUUAUGGCACGAGGCACCUUUAUUAGUACGUAUCAAUGUACAUGCUACAUGUACAUUGGAAUGUGUAUAAAUGUCAAUUGUUGUCUUGUGGUAAUGAUGCGUGCCGAUGCUAUCCCUCCCAAUAACCUGCUCACUCAAUUCUGCGUAAUACACACUGAAGCACAUCUACUGAAGCUUAUAACAGCCCUCAUCUUAAAGCCGUUCGUAUAGAUUAGAUGUUUCCAAGAUUUCACCUCCAUGUGAUCAAUCAUCACAGACUGAAUACACCCCUACAUGUUCAAAAUUAAUUAUUUCUAUGAUUUAUCUUUAAAUUAAACGAAAAAUUGCAAGCUUCUAGUUGAAGCUUUGAAAUUUUACAUGACCAUGAAUGGCGAUUAUCCAUUAGUUUAUCCAGCUCCGGUAUUUCCAUGAUCAUUUCUCCUGCUUAUUAAUGUCAUUGAAAACGGACGGCGCACGCUGGUCUCCAGCGCACGCAGGUGGCAGAGCCACACAAACUAACAAACUAGUCGUGGUCUCAGCGGGGAGGCACGGCUGUGUUAUAGUAAGAUUUUAUUGUAAAUACAUAGGCUAUAGAAAGUUGUUAAGAAUCACAGAGUAUAUUAGACUAUUUUCGAUGACAACAGAGCAUUAAAAGUGCAAUAAUUAUGAAGGUAUCCUGAUGCGCCGUCAAACAAUUAUAAUUUAUUAAGAAGUUUUCAUAUCAAGACGCUCCUAGAUGAACAGCUCUCAUUAUCGGGGAUAUUGUGUAAAAUAUAACGCUAAUUGAUGCUAAUUCUCUUAUAAAAAGAUGUUCCUUAUGUUGGCUCGCCAAUUGUUUCUUAUAUUGGAUGCACAUUGCGAGUUUAGCGCGUGAAUAGUUUAAGUUUUAAUGGUUGAUUGAUAGCGAUCUCGUACAAUAAUAUUAGGCGAAUAUUCUGAGCUCAGUGUCGACAAAUUCUACGACUCUAUCAUCCAUUCUUUAUAAUUCGUCUUGCUUAUUUUAUUAUUUGUCAUGCAUUGUUAUUGCCUAGUUUUAUUGUUAAACUGAAUUUUAUUCAAAGUGAAAAAUGAUUAUAAUGUUAACUAGAAUGUACUUAUUCGGUAAUAAAAAAUGAAUGAAUAUGCCCAAGGUUGACGAUAAGCGCCUUUGUCUGGUGAGUGAAUAUGAUCAAGUAACUUUGCUUGUUUCGUUGGUGUCGGCAACCUUACAGCAAUUAACCCUACAGUGGUCGCGUGGAUUACAUACUCGUAUGUAAUCCACGCCUGCGAAAUGUAACCGUAACGAAACCGACUGAAAUGGUGACUAAUUUGGUCAGUUUUUGCACGCGACCACUGAAGGGUUAAUAGUUGUUGACCGCGUGUGUGAUUGAACUAGCCUCUACCACUAGCCUCUAUAACCUAUAGCUGCUCCUCGCUCAACAUGUCUUCUCUGUACGAUGGCAUCUCCCCUCCGUCCUGCCUGUGAACCUGCGCUGGUUGUGCUCUUUCCUUCUCACUUUUCCCCCGUACCUUACAGGGCAUACGUUCAAUCAGCCUUAUUAUUGUGCUUGAAUUAUUGCUUUCUGUCGUUAUUCACUUGACUCGAGGCUCAUGUUCCUCGACUCUAGAACAAAUUACGUUCAGGACGAAGAAACUGACGGUGAGAUCUUGUUACAGUUUGUUGAAAAUUUUGUAUUUUCGACUUUGAAAUUAUAAUUGAGAACUUUU